CGUGAAACUAUGUGGAAAUGGGGUAGUGGAGAUGAUUCUCCUUCCAAAACAGUAGCUGCAGGCUCACAAGAUGCAAGCAGCAUGUCGGUGACAGAUUUGACUGACCAGCUGACAAGUACUGAACAGCUGGUAACACAGCUAAAGGAGCUUGUCAGGGAGAAGGAUGCUGAGCUUCGGAAUAAAGAUCUUCAGUUAAAGGAGGAGAAAGAAUCUGCUGAUGCCAAACUUUCCAAGUUAAAACUACAAAACAAAGCUAAGGUUGCAUCCUUAACUUCACAGUUGGAAGAACUUAAGAAACAGUUAGCAGUAUCAGGAGGCUCUGAGGCAAGAGCAGAACAAAAGAAGGCAUCAAAAGAUGGUGACCAGGAAAAUGCAGCGGCAAAUCGUGGGAAAAUAUUAGUACUGAGAAGGAGAAUUGAAGAACUAGAAUCCCAGAUCACACAGAAAAAUGAGGAGCUACGAAAAAAGAGUGUUGAGCUGGAGGCGCAGCGCUGUCGUGGGGCUGAAAUGGAUGCCAUGCUGGCAGAGAAGGAAAAGAAGUUAGCUGAAAGAGAUGCCUAUAUCAUUGAUUUACAGACAGCAUGUGGAUCAAGUGGUGUUGCCAAUGAAAUAUUCUUGCCCAAUGAAGAAUUGAAGAAUCAGCUGGCUGUUAAGGAGUCUUCACUACAAAGCAUGCAGGUUCUAGUUCAGAACCUUACCAAGAAGGUUGGAGACAGUGAAGAAAAAUGUAGCCUGUUCCAGGAACAGAUUGAGAGUCUUAAAAAUAUGCAGAGCAAAGAAAGAGAGCGUUUCCAGGGAAAAGAAGCCACAUAUAUGGAAAAUGUACGUUUGUGUCAAAAUAUUAUCCAUGAAAAGGAAAAGGAACUGCAGGCACAGAGAGAAAAGCACGAGCAGGAGCUCUUUAAAUUAGCUGCUAAAUCUGAUGCAAGUGCUGACCUAGAACAGCUACUAAAGGCCUUGAAACAGAAGCUCCAUGAAAAGGAAGAAGUCAUGCUGGGAAGGACACAGGUGAUAGAUGUCUUGCAAAAAGAACUGGAUGCCAAGGACCAGCAACUGAAAGAGAUUAAUGAAAACCUGAAACGUCUUCUGUCUGAAAAAGAAAACCUCCAGUCUAAACUGGAUGCUGAGAAACAUGUAAUGAGAGCCCAGUUAAGAGACAUGAUGGAGAAACACGAGCUUGAAAUGACGAAAGUUAAGGAGAAGUAUAAUGCUGAACUGCAUGAAAUUCAAGAGAAACAUGAAACUGAGCUGCAAGAGAAGGAUCAGGCCCUGUUUCAGCUUAAGAAACAAGUGGAGGAGUUAAGUGGUAGUGGACAGACUAAGUCAAAAGAAGAUGGAGAUCUGGAGUCUAUAACCAAAGAGAAGAUGGAAGACUUAGAAGUGAAAUUGAAAACAGAAGAGUUUUCAUCAAAGAAUAAUGAUGUGUCUGCCUUAAACAGUCGUAUCUCAGAAUUAGAAAUUGAAAAUGAAGAACUCCAGUCAAAACUGCAGUCGUUACAUGAAAUCAGAACUCAAAAUGAAGAAUUGCUGACUAAGCUGGAAGUCUAUGAAGAGCAGCAAAGGAAGCUGCAGGCUGAUCUUGACCAAGUUACAAAGAGGGCAGCUUCACAGGCCAGUGAAUCAGGUAGUGUGGAUGAACUGCAGAGUCAGCUCUUGGAAUGGCAAGAAAAUGUACAAGAGUCAGAGGAGUUGCGCGAUCCAGUCAGGGAGGAGAAAUCUGCUAUGGCUUUGAGAAUGGCUCAGAUUGAGGAGGAGAGAGAAGCCAUGGUCUCAGGGGAACAGGAGCUGGAGGAGGAACUGACCACAGUUCAAGGAAUGGGCAGGCUGCAGCAGGCAAGAAGAAAAAGCAAUCAAACCAACAGGAAGCUUCAGGAAGAAUACAACUUUGAUAGAAAACAAUGCUUUCAAGAAUUGAACACCACCUUGGAUAGCACUGAUUCAGCUGAAGGAGAAAACAUGGGAGGUUUGCGGAGUGUGGUUGAAGAGUUGGAAUUGGAAAGAAAUCAACUGCAGGAACAAAUUCUCUUCCUAGAAGAGCGUUGUCAGGAUUUGGAAGACAGAUUUCAGCUUCAAGGGAGAAUGGAGGCUCUUCAGAAUGAAAAUGAACGUUUGCAAACUCAACUCACCCAGUUACGCAACCAACAAAAACAAGAUAUGGAAAAGCAUCAGAUUUUGAUCUCUAGCUUGAAUGAGCAGCUUAAAGGCUUAAGUGACAGAAAUAGCUUCCUUGAAAAUUCCCUUGGAGAAAAAGAAGUAAAACUGUUGAGCACAACAGAAAAACUGGAACAAAUUGAAACUUUGAGGAAACUGCUUCAAGAAAAGGAUCUUCUGAACAAAGAGCUUGGUGAAAAGUUUGUGCAUGCUGAGCAAAAACUGAAUGAAGCCUUAAAGAAAUGCAGUGUGUAUGAAGUGGAGAACACUGAGCAGAAAACAGUCAUCAGUGAUCUAACAGAAAAAGUUGCUACACUGAAGGAAAAGACUUUGAAGCAAGACAGCGUGGUAGAGUUGAUGCAGCUGGAUCUGGACCAGACCAAUGAAGAGCUUGACAAAUUGAACACAAGCCAUUUAGAGGAAAGAUCUCAACUUAUUCAAGAUCUCCAGAAACGUGAAAGAGAAAUUGAUAAUCUUAAAGAAGCACUGGCAGAAAAAGACAGGGAGAUGUCUGUCUUGUCUCUGAAUAUGACAGAGUAUUCUGAACAGGUUAUCAUCCUGAAGCAUCAGGUGCAGUGCAAAGAGGAAGAAAUAAGAGGCAUGGAAGAGGCUUUAUCAAAGGCUGAAAGGGAAACUCAUUUACUGAAAGAAGUACAAACAGCUGAUGUAAGAGAUGCAAGCCUGCAGAUAUCUGCCCUUUCUGAGCAGACUAAUGCAAUGAGACUAGAGCUCGAAAGAAUCAGAGUUGAGAAUGAAGUUAAAACCAAAGAAAAUGAGGAAUUAAUUAGACAAAGCAGUGAGAACAGCCUUACAAUUAAGGAUCUCCGUUCUGAAAUCAAGGCCAACAGUGUCGCAUACCGUAACAAACUUGCUGAGUGUGAGUCACAAAUUACUUUGCUGAAAGAGCAAAUUAGUAAAUCAUCUGAAAAGCUACAAGAAACUGAGAAUAAACAAAGAAAAGAAACUGAGUAUUUGAAAUCUCAGCUUGAGGAAAGCAAUACUCUAAAGGAAAAAUGGAACAAUUUGAUUAAAGAGAAAGAGAAUAAAGCACAGACACUCGAAAAUGAGUUACAAUCGAUUAGAGAUUCAUACAACAAACUGGUUUUGGAAAAUGCUAGAAAAGAUGAAGAGUUGGCUGAGUUAUCUAGGAAACUUAUAGAACAUACUGAGCAUCAGGAAACAAUUAAAAAAGAGUUACAAGAGAAACAAGAGUUCAUUAUUUCAUUAGAGAAGAAGCUUGGGGUUAUGGAGCAGCAAAAUGAACAAACUAGACUUAAAUUAACUGGAGAUCUGAAAGCCAAAGAGACAUGCUGCAAAGAACUUAAUAACCAAUUAAAUGAAAUACAUGAACAGAUGAACAAACUGGAAAUGGAGACACAGGAGAAAGCUUCAGCUAAUAAGCAGUUGCAGGCAGAUCUUGAAGGGAAAGAGGAAAAAUUGGCAGAGCAAAUAAAAGCAAAUGAAUACCUGAAAAAAAGUAUUGAUAUGGUGGAAAAAGAGAAGGAACAACUGAUCAGUGAAAAGGAGGAUUUGUCCAAACUCUUGGAUGUAAAAGAGUGUGAGUUGUUAAAGAAAAUCCAAGCUGUGGCAGAAAUAGAGAGUAAGUUAUCUGUUAGCACUGCCGAGUCUCUAGAAGAGAAAAUCCUUCUAAAUGAUUCAUUAUGUAAGGAAAUGGAGGAGAGUAAGCUGUGCAUUGUAGAGUUGCAGGAUGAACUUAAAAAUCUUAAAGAUGAAAAAACAAACUUAUCACAUUUGAUAGAGGAAAGAGACCUGACUCUGAAAAAUCAGGGUUCAGAACUCGAAAAGUUGCACAGACAAGUUUCUGAAAACAUGGAAGAAAGUACAGCAUUAAAGAAUCAGCUACAGCUAUUAAGCAAAGAAUUAGACAUGCUUAGGCAUGAGAAGGAGGACUUUGCAAGCUUAUUGAGCACAAAGUCACAUGAAUGUGAAUUUCUUCAGUCACAGUUGGCACAACAACAGUCUGAAAUUACUUCAGCAAGGCAACAAGCACAAACAGCAGCUCUAGAAAAUAACAAAUUGAAAGUAGACAUUGAAACGGUUAAUGUUAUGGUCAUGAAAAAGUCAGAUGAAGUAGCUGCUUUAACUUCGCACUUGUCCCAACAGAGUCAUAAUAUUUUAGCACUGAAGGACCAAAUUGAUGGCCUGUUGAUUGAAAAAGAAAACUUAAAAACUGUCUCUGAAGAAAAAGAAACUCUCCUUUCUGAAAAGGAGGCUUUGAUUCAGCAAAUGAAAGAUAGUAAAUUGGCAGGAGAAGGGCAAUAUAUGCAAAUAAUUUCUGAUCUGCAAAACCAAAUCCAAGCCCUAGGUUUUGAAACCAGCCAGCUUAGACAAACAGUGCAGGAAAAAGAGAAUGAAUUUAAGAGGCAAGCCCAAGAAUUAAAAUUACUAAAAGAUAAAUCUGAAGAGUCUGAUGAGAAACAGUUAAAGCUUUUAGCCUCUGAAGCAGAACAAUUAAAAAUGCUUGUUUCAGAAAAAGAAUUAACCAUCAACAAUAUUUCAUUAUUCAGUGAGAAUUUAAAGAUGCAGCUUCAAGGGAAAGAAAAAGAAUGUGAGGUUUUAAAGAAACAGGUGGUAGAGCUGGAGGAAGCAAAAGUGACUUUGCAAAGGGAAAUACAACAUCAGAAGAAUGUAGUAAUUGAGAUGGACCAAUCCUUAUCAGAAAAGGAAUCGUCUCUUAAGGAAAAUGACAAUCUCCUCAAAACUCUGAAGGAGAAAGCAAGGAAGGAUGAAGAGAGGACAGUUAUAAUUUCUGAGCUCCAAAAUCAGGUGCAUGAACUAACACAAGAACUACAAAAAUCUAAAGAACUAAUACAUGAGAAAGAACAUGCCUUUCUAUCUCUUCAGGAAAAACUUGAAGCACAGUAUGAACUAAGAACUGAGUUGAAUGCAGCUCUUGGGCAAAAAGAGGAAGUUAUUGCGGGACUGAUUAAUUCUUUAAAGGAUAAAGAUGCCAGUAUGCAGUUGACAGAUAGCAACGUUAAUGUUCUUUCUAGUGAGGUUGAGAUUCUCAGAGAAAAACUGGAGAAAAGUGAUACAGCCGUGAAAAACCUGACUGAGGAAAUUCAGGAAAAGAAUGAGAAAGUCGGUAUUAAUCAGAAGAAAAUUGAUUCUUUGACUGGUGAACUUGACUCUCUUAAAAAAGAACACCAAAAAGCACUAGACCAAAUAAGUACAUGGGGAGAACAACUACAGCAGAAAGAAUCAUCUGUGGAGUCUCUGCGUGUGAAGUGCUCUGAACAGGCAGAUAACAUAGCGCGCUUGAAGUUAGAGUUGGACAAUAUAAAUUCCAAAUCAUCCCAAGACUGCCAUGACAAUGCACUUCUUGUAGCUGGCCUGCAGUGUCAGGUAGAGUCUUUAGAGAAAGAAAAGAAUCUGUUACAAGCAGAUGUGGAUAAACUGAUGGUGGAAAACACACAACUUGCUGCAUCUCAAAAUGAUUUGCAGAAGAAAUUGGAAGAGCUCCGAGAAAUCAAUGAAAAACUAGAAACCAGUGAGAAUUAUUCAAGAAUGCAGAUAGAUGCUGUCAAACUGCAGAUGAAGACUGAAAAAGAGAAGUUACAGAUGCAGGUUAGUGUGAAGGGUGAAGAACUUUCUAAACUAGAACUUAAACUUGAAACUCUAGAACAAAGUCUACUUGAGUCAGAAAACAAAUGGGUGACUGAACUUGAUAGGGCAACUUUACAAAAUAAUAAUCUUACUGAGCAAUUGAGCAGCUUAGAAAGUGAAAUGGAAUCAAAGGAUAGCAAAAUCCAGUCUUUGCAGCAAGAGCUGGAUCUUAUAAAAGAGGAAUUAACUCAAAGCUUAUCUCCAUUACUUAGUAGUAGGCUUUUAUGUAAAGAAAAGGCGGCACAGGCUUCAGAUUGUGAACAGCAGCUAACUGAUAGUAAAAUUCAGUUGGAAAAAAUCUCCACUCUGAUAACUACUGUUUUGAGCAAAGAAACAGAAGGAGAACAAUUGCAACUGUUGCUUUUAGAAAAACAGAAAGAGAUAGACACCGUGAAAGAGGAAUUAAAAAGUAUGCAGUCACUUGAGAAGCAGAAGGAGUUGCUUCAGAAUGAUAUUGAGAUGAUGAAGGGCAAAUAUGAGUCUGAAAUUGAAUGUCUGUCAAAAGAAAUGGUCACAGUGAAGGAAACAUUAUGUAAACAGCAGUCUCUCCUGCAAGAAAGGGAAGAGUCUUUUGCAGAAGUAAAUAAGCAGGUUGAACUUCUUCAAGACAAGAUAAAUAAAUCGGAAGAAGUAGUAAGAACGAGUCAAGAAAAACUGCACAUUGAAGGUAAAAAAGUAGCCAGUCUCCUUGAAGAAAUGGGAGAAAAAGAUCAACUCAUUGAAAACUUAACUUCCCAGGUAAAUCAGCAGAAGGAUUUAGUUUCUGGCCUAAGCCAGCAACUGAAAGAAAAGGACUCUUCUGUUACCCAGAUCAUGGAAUCUUUGUCUAAUGAAAUGCUGAAUUUUUCUGAAGAAAGAAAUAUGUUAAAUACCAAACUGCAAGACCUUGAAGCUGUCCAUAGUAGUUCUGUAGGACAGCUGACACGAGUAUUGCAGGAACUUGAGGACUGUAAGAAAGAAUUGGAACAUAGUCAGGUUACAUUAAGCAGUAGAGAAGCUGUGUUUAAAGAUUUAAUGCAUGAAAAAGAGCAGAUGCAGUUUGAUCUUGAGAAAAUUGGCAAGGAAAAAGAGAAUCUGAAAAAGAAACUUCAAGCAGCAUUGAUAAUAAGAAGAGAUCUAAUACAAAAAGUUGGAAAACUAGAAAAGAGUGGGCAGGAAGAAAUAGAAAAAGAGCAAAAAAAAGCAGGGGAGCUGUUGAAGGAAGUUAAUGAGUUAACAGACAAGCUGAAAGUAGCUGAAGUACAAAAUAAAGAAUUUGAGUCUCAUCUUGGAACUUUGAAGCAACAACUUUUAGAAAGAGAUGCCAAAAUUAGUGAUUUGACUGAAAAUCUGUCUUCUAAAGCUUCUUAUUUAAAGGAACUUCAGGACAGGAUUGCAGAACUAAAUGAUGUCAUUGCUGAAAAACAAAAUCUAUGUGAGCAGAACCUAAAAUCUUUAGAGGAAAAGGACUGUGUGCUUGCUCAUAUGCAAUCUAUGCUUGAUGGAAAAGCACGUGUGUAUGAAGAGGAACGUUCUCAGCUGCUCUUAGCUCUUGAAAAAGUGAAGUCUGAAGUUAAGAAGGAAGAAUUGUUGAAAGAUUCCAGUGCAGAAGAGCCUGGUUUAAGUGCUGGGGACAGAAAGAAGUGCCUGGACCCCAACAUUGACAUUAAUGUAAUGAAUCAGUUAAAAAAAGAAAAAGAAGCCUUACAGAGGGAGCUUUUGGUCAGGGAAGAAGAUAGGAACAAAUUUCAGAAAGAAAGGGAAGAGCACAUUAGACUUGCAGCAGAUUUUGAUGAGCAGAAAAACCAACUUGAACAACUGAAGCAAGAACAUAAAGCACUCUGGGAAGUUCUUCAAACAAAAUGUAAAGAACUUGACUUGAAUCAGUUAGAUGAGUACCCUUUAGGGAAGGAGCUGGCUUCACCUAAGGCAGUGCUGGGAGAAGCAGCAGCUGACCUAAGGAAUUUGGAAUCUGACAAACCAAGCAGCAAGGUUCAGACUGAAUCCUUAAAAGAGACACAAGACAUCACUUUGGUGGCAAAUAAAGACACCGAGUUAAUAGAACUGAGAAAUAAUUAUGCAAAACUUCAGGAGGAAACAGAAAUGUUAAGGAAAGAGUUGAGGAAAAUAUCAGUUGAAUUUAGUGAUGAAAGAGAAGAAACUGUCAACUUACACUCUUCAAGACAGCAGGAGCAGUGUAAGGGCAGUUUGUUGGAGGACAUAAAGCAGCUACAGAAGAAGCUGAAAGCGUAUGAGGCUGAAGCUAUAGACAUUAAGACAGAGCUUGUACGUGUGAGUAAUGAGAAGGAAGCACUGAUUAAAAAAUGUGAAGAGGGUUAUAAGUUGAGCCAGGAGAAACUGCAGAAAUUGAGAAGUGAAGCUAAGAAGGAGGUUGCAGAAAAGAAUGAGGAAAUAGCAGCAUUGCGUUGUUCACUUACGGAUUUCAAAUAUAAACUUGAUCUGGAAAAGGAAUUGUUAAACAAAACUAUAAAGGAAAGCCAAGAAGAAACUCUCCAUUACAAAACAGCACUUGAAGAAAUGAAGAGUGAAAAAGAAAAACUUCUCAGUUGUUUAGAAAAGUCUGAUUUGGAAGUAACUAAUAUGAGAAAGGAGGUAGAACAUUUCAGUGGAGAAAACAAAAAACUUCUGACAGAGCUGUGUAUGCUACGUGAGAAGGCUGAGAUGAGCAGACCUGCGGUGGCAUCCAAAGAGCUGAAGGAAGAUGAUACCAAACAAGUAAAGUUGCCGGGUAAAGGUGCCUAUUUUCAGCUAUCAGAGACUGAUUUCUCUGGCAAAACUAAAUUGAGAGAAGCAACAGAAUGUCAAAUCCAGAAACAAAUGCAGGUGAUUGAAGAGCCGCUGGCAAAAACUGCAAAUGAAAAUGAUUCUAAACCACAAGAGCAAAGAACUGCAGCAGAAGAGAAGAGUAGAGAGCGCCUUCAGAGAAAAUUACAGGCAGCUUUAAUAUCACGUAAAGAAGCCUUGAGAGAAAAUAAAUGUCUAAAAGACCAGCUUGAUAAGUUGAUGUUGGAAAGAGAAGAACUGGUGAACAAGACAGGGAUGCUUGAACACUUGGUAGAGCUUGGUAGAGAAAAACAGAGUUCAAGUACUGUUUCUCCAUUGUCUGAAAAGGAACACCUUGCUUCUGAAAAUGCCAGACUGCUGACUGAAAAUGAAAACCUCACUGCAGCUUGUGAAAGUCUUAAAUCCACCAUGGAGACUAUAGUUCAGGAAAAAGAGGCCUUUUCUUUCCAACUAAAUACCUUAAAAGAUUCUCAGACAGUUGAAUUAACAGGAUGGAAGGCUAAACAUAGUGAAUUAAAGCAGGAGUAUGAAUCACUUCUUCAGGCGUAUGAGAAUAUCAGUAGUAAAAUAGCAGAUAUGAGGCAAGUUAUUGAUCUCAGUAGAAAAGAGAAGCAAGAGGCUAUUCAAAGACUCAGGGAAGGAGAAUCUGAGAAGGAGGCUCUUGAGAAGCAUUUACAAAAACUCGUUGAUGAAAAUGAGGUUAUUAAGAAUCAGCUGAAACAACUUGGAGAAUCCAAGAAAAUGGAAGUCGACGAGUUACAAAGUAAAGCAGAAAGGCAGAUACGUGAGCAAGAGGCAAGGAUGCAAGAGCACCAGGAUCGUCUUCAUGAACUCACCAAACAGAAUCAUCAGCUGAUGGAGGAAAAUGAGCAGCUGAAACAAACCUCUGAAAACUUAAAGCAGGCUUUAGAGAAAAUUCAGAAUGAAAAUGAUAUCCUUCAUAACAAUAUCACUGUAACUAAAGCAGCUUUGGGAGAGCUCCAAGUUCAAAUGGAAGUGCACCAAAACGAUAUGCAAUCUAAAAUCAGCGAGGCAUUAUUUGAGAAUGAAUCGUUGUUAAAGGACAUUAAUGCAUUAAAGGAUAAACUCUCCGAAAAAGAACAAGACGUGUUUGUCUUAGAACAAGAAAGAAAUCUGGACAUGGAGUGUAAAAGUCUAACACAAGAAAUUGUUAGCCUAAAUGAAAAAGUUAAGAUUUUAGAGGAUGAUAAAUGUCUUUUGCAGGAAGAAUUGGAAAAUGUACAAGAAAGUUCUUACAAAGUAAAGAAUGAAAGAGAAUUUCUUGAGACAGAAUUGCUUAAUCAUGUCAAAAAAGUUGAUCAUCUUACUGACAGAAUGAAAUUGGCACAAGAGAAGGUGAAAAGUGCUCAAAGGGAUAAUAAUGGAAGUAAAAACAAAACGAAAGAAUUGCAAGAACUCUUAAAGGAGAAACAGCAGGAGAUAAACCAUUUGCAAAAGGAUUCUAUAAAGUUCCAGGAGCUGAUCCUGGAUUUGGAAAGAUCUGUGAAACUGUCACAGUCAAAAAGUGAAAAAUUUGAAAAGGACUUAAGUAAUAUGUCAGAGAAGCUUGCAAAGUCCAAUGAAGAAUUACAUCAUCUCAAGGGAAAGCUCUCUUCACAGGCGAACUUGUUGGAUCAGUCAAAGAAUGAAGUGGACAGGCUCACAGAUGAGAAUCUAAAUUGGAGAAAAGAACUUAAGAAAAAAGAUGAUGAGCUACAAAUUCAAAAGAGGGAAUAUGAGAGACAAUUGGAAUUUAAUCUUCAACAGUUAAAAUUGGUUCACAAGAGAGACUUUUUGAACCUGGAAGAAAGGCACGGUGCUCUUGAGAGAGAAAAAGAUAGGGCACUUAGUGAGGUUCAUGGUUUGCAAGAGGAAAUUAGCAUUAAGGACUCUGAAAACAAGAAACUUCAAGCAGAUUUGAAUGCAGCUUUGGCACGAUUAGCUGCUUUUACAAAGUGUAUGUCCUCUCUUCAGGAUGACCGGGACAGGGUAAUCACUGAAAUGAAAACCUGGGAAAUGCAGUUCAAAGAGAUCAUUCAAAAGAAAGAGAAACAGGUAGAGGACAGUAAUAAAAGAAUAAUAUCAUUACAAGAUGAAUUGAAAGAGAAGAUUACUCAGAUUCAGGAAUUGAAUAUCAAAUAUUCCGUGGUAGAGGAAACAAAGGAUGAACUGUAUUUGAGGCAAAAGUCUGUUGAUAGGCAACGUUAUGAAGAGCUCUGCAGAAUAAAGGAAGAAAAUGCAGUGUUUUUGAACAGGCAGCAAGAACUGGAGAGUGUUCUUCAGUCCAAAGAAGCAGCUUUGCAGGCACUCCUUAAAGAAAAUAAUUCUCUUAAUCAUCUUAUAGCAAAUAGUAAAAGUGCAGGAAAAGAGAUAAAAGCUCUGGAAAGUAAUUUUACAAGACAGGAACAAGAAUUGCAACAGCUUAUAGCUGAGAAGGAAAAACUUAAUGCUGAAUUGCAAAAGCAGACGACCAUUUCUGAGCAAAUGAAGAUCAUGCUAAAUAAUAAAGACAAGGAAAUUUCCUUACUCAUUUCUUUAAAAGGUGAUGAAAUCUCUGACUAUCUUAGUCAGGUACAGACUCAACACAGAAAACAAAUCGAAGAGUAUGACCUUCAGUUAAGGUCUUUGCAGCUGGAGAGACAACAAUCUGAGGAGUCCUGUCAGAGAAUGCAGAAUGAAUUGAGAAGUCUCCAGGUGAAAGCAGACAAAGAAGGUCAAGAUAAGGCUGCAAUUGCCAGUGAAAUAGAUGCCUUGAAAAAGUCAAUGUCAUCUCUUCAGAAUGAUCGGGAUGAUCUUUUUACUAAAUACAAAGAGCUGGAACAUCUUCACCAAGAUGUCUUGAAUCAGAAGGACAGUCUUCUAGUUGGCAAUGCAAGUGAGAAUAAUGCUUUGAAAGAAGAAUUGAGGAUGCUUCUUAAUCAGAUAGAUGAUCUUCAUUCUGAAAAUGCAAUGCUGAGUGCACAGCUGUUAAAAUAUAGGGAAGAUCUUAACCAAGUUUUAUCUCUGAAAGACCAUCAGCUAAAAGACUUACUUAAGCAGAAAUUGGAUUGUAUUAAAAGCCUCGAACAAGAAAAAUAUGAUCUUCAAAAACAAAUAAAAGAAGUGCAGCUUUCCAGUGAACUGCAGAAGGAUAUUGCUGUAUCUUUGGAACAUGAAAAUAAGAAAUUGGUGUCUAAAGUAAAUGAUUUAGAAUCUUUAAUUGCAUCAUUAAACAAAGAGAAACUUGUUUCCAGAUCUGGAGAGAAGCUGGUAACUAGUGAUAGUGUUCAGAAUCAAGAAGGUGUGUCAAAUGGACAGUAUGGAGAAAAUCUUCAAGAACUUCAGAAAUCAAGGGGCAGAAAUACUAGGGGUGCAGAUGAGGAAUACAGUAACACUCUUUUGAUGCUUGAACAUGGAGAUGAACCUGAUGCUUUUGCAGAGAAGAUGAUACUAGAAGUUCAGUCUCAAAACACUGAGUUGAGGUCCCAGAACGAGGCCUUUGGGAAAGCAAUGACUGCUCUGCAAAAUGAUAGAGAUAGGAUAAUAGAGGAGUUAAAGGCACUUCAAAGCAAAUACUCAUCUGAUCUCCAGACUGAAAAAAAGAAAGGAGAUGAACUUGAAGCUGAAUUGGAUGGCUUUAAAUUACAUCUUGUCGCUAUGCUUAAAGACAAUUCUCUUCUGAAUCGGGCUAUUUUUGAUGCUGCAGAUAAGGUUACACUUGAUCAGAUUGCUGCUGAAAUUGGAAAGCUCUGUAGGACAUUAGUCAGUCGAGAGAUGGAGGUUAGCAGACUCUCAGCUGAGUGUGGCAGUUAUGUUCACCAGAUUGAAGCGUUUUCCAAGGCUAUGGCCAGUCUUCAGGAUGACCGAGACAAAUUGCUGCAGGAGCUCAGCAAUCAGAAGGUAACUUCUGAAACAAAACAGGGCACAGCUUCAUUUCCCAUUGGUUGCAACAGCAUCAGUGAGCUAAAUUCUCUUAAAAGUAAUUUGGAUAUGCCUCAGAACAAUAGGGGAGUGUUGGCUAAAGAAGGAGCCAGCCUUGCAGCUGUUGAAAUAUCAAAACUGAAGACCAAAGUUGAUGAUUUGGAGAAGGCAUUGCAUCAGACAAAAGCCUUCCAAGCAGAAACUGAGAGAGAGAUUGCAUCAUACCAGAAUGAGCUUGCUGGAUUAAGAAUGGAAAAAAACCUCCUCCUCUCAGAGUCUCAGGCUCUGCGAAAUCAAUGUCAAAUCACAGUUGCUGAGAAGGACCAACAGAUUGCACAACUGCAGAAGCUACAACAAGACAUGAUUAUGAAGAAAUCAAUCUCUGCUGGCAGCAAUUAUCCAGUCCAGGUUUUAGAAACCGUCUCCCUUGCUGGAAGUGCAGAUAUGCCAGGGGAACUCAAAUGUGUCUUAGCUGAGAAGAAUCAGCUCCAGAAUGAACUGCAGCGUUGUCUUCAGGAGAUACACCAGAAGGAUCUGCAUUUCCAGCAGAUGAAUUCAAAGGUUGUGCAGUCAACAGAAGAGAAUGCUGUCUUGUCUGCCCAGUUGAAGACUCUUUCACAGACUCUAAGAGAUAACCAGCUUCGUUACACUGACUUGCAAAAUCGUUACUCGAGACUGGAGAGGGAGUAUCAGACAAUGCAAGUGACAUCUUUCCAAGGCACUGUUCAGGAUGAAACUAGAGCAGAAGUUCCCCCUGGAGCACCACGGGAAAGAUCUGCAGUUAUUGUUGAAGUAGACAAUAUGGAGCUAAAUGAACUCAGAAAAAGGCUUGCAGAGACUGAGCAGCAAUAUGAUUCAGUGCAGCAGGCACUCACGCAGCUGACGGAAACACUGUCAGAAGAGAAGAGGAGGAGAGAAGCUGCAGAAGAAGCUCUUGGGCUCUCUGAGGAGCAAAGUAACAGAUUCGAAGUAAGCAGUUACAGGGCUGUACCUAGUGAAUACACUGUUCAGAUGGAAGCAGAGGAGGAAAGGGAAGCCUUAAUCAUCAAUCCCAGUGAACAUGUUGUUGUGAGAAAGGUAAGAGGAGCCCUUUCCAUCCGAAGAUGGCUUCGAGGACGAAGUCUUUACUGUUCUAAGCUGCUGACCUCCAGAGCAAAAUCCCGCUAUUUAUUCCUCACGUACCUGGUUACGCUACAUCUUGUUGUUUUACUGUGCCUCACGGGUGUUCUCUGA
Molecule: messenger RNA, 13695 nt
Organism: Nestor notabilis (Kea)
Lineage: Eukaryota; Metazoa; Chordata; Aves; Psittaciformes; Psittacidae
Product: golgin subfamily B member 1-like
Exons: 32
Coding region: 10-13695 (4561 amino acids)
Cellular component (GO): Golgi apparatus
Source: RefSeq, a predicted model, not a curated record